Molecule: messenger RNA, 1164 nt
Organism: Aspergillus welwitschiae
Lineage: Eukaryota; Fungi; Ascomycota; Eurotiomycetes; Eurotiales; Aspergillaceae
Product: lumazine synthase RIB4
Exons: 4
Coding region: 314-946 (210 amino acids)
Biological process (GO): riboflavin biosynthetic process
Cellular component (GO): riboflavin synthase complex; intracellular anatomical structure; mitochondrial intermembrane space
Molecular function (GO): 6,7-dimethyl-8-ribityllumazine synthase activity
Source: RefSeq, a predicted model, not a curated record
AUCGUCUGUCUGAGGUGUGUCCGACGUUUUGUCGCAUGGCAAACCGUAGCAGCCAGUAGUCUCCAGCGAUUUAGCCUUGCACAUAUCGAGUCGAAUGCAAUAAGGUGGGCUUCCAUGGGUUAAGACUCAAAAGAUCAUUAUCCUUGAUCCAGCGGGGUAGACUUCCGUUCCCCACUUUGCGCCGGAACUCCCACUUCUGUUGCACAUUGUUUGUCUGUCUCAUCAGUUUCCCCGAACACCAUCUUCCUUCAAUUUGACAACGGUAGCCUAUUAGGACCAAUAUCUGGAAAUUUCAUUACAGGAUUCGGACGUGAUGACUUCUCUGUCUCUGAAAGGCCCAGGCGCUGCGCAGACAUACGAUGGGGCUGGGCUACGAAUCGCCAUUGUCCAUGCGAGGUGGAAUAUGGGCAUAAUUGGUCCUCUCGUGGAUGGGGCUAAGCGGAGCCUCCUUGCAGCUGGAGUUUCUGAGAAUAACAUAACCGUCCACACUGUUCCAGGCAGUUAUGAGUUGCCCUUCGCCGUGCAGAAGUUAUACGCGGCUUCCCAGAUUGAAGCUUCCAAAGGCUCAGCCUCGGCGCAAGGCAUCAGUGCCACCGAUUUGCUGUCCUCCUCUACAGCGGACCUCACGAAGGCAUCUCCACAGUCGCCAUCUUCCGAUACGCCUAGACCUUUUGAUGCCAUCAUUGCCGUUGGAGUGCUGAUUAAAGGGGAGACUAUGCAUUUCGAAUACAUCGCGGAUGCCGUCUCUCAUGGAUUGAUGCGUGUGCAGCUCGAUACGGGAGUGCCGGUCAUCUUUGGCGUGCUUACUGUCUUGACUGAAGAGCAAGGCUUGGAAAGAGCCGGCCUGGGCAAAAAGGGGAUGCACAACCAUGGAGAGGACUGGGGUAAUGCUGCAGUAGAACUUGGAGCAAAGAGAAGAGACUGGGCUGAGGGUAAAGUUGUUUAGUGGACCUUCAGCAAGGCAUCGAUUUCUUUUCCGUUUUGAGUUGGUUCGAAGUUGAUUUACGGUAAUCGAUCACCUCUACAAAAGAAGAAUAAUCGAUUGCUUUACGUUGAAGAUCGGAACCUUGAUUGGCGGCCUUAAGUCACAGUUGCCAUAUAGCAUACAUUCGUUUACCGUGCAUUAAGAUAUGAAGGUCACAUGAAUAAGGGCAAAAUAACGAG